AUGUCCGUUCCGCAGCAAUCUAUGCCCCCUGUAUCUCAGUAUGCACCCAAGCCGGCAGUAGCUGAUUCGACUUCCACUACUACUACUACUACUACACCUGCAAGCAACACCGUGACUACAAGUACUUCGGCAGCCCCAGUGUCACAAGCAGCAUCUACUACGAGUUCGAGUGCCAUGGUUGCAACAAACACAAACACUGCCGCCAGUACGCCUUCCCCCGCCACUGCAGUAUCUCCAGGGGGCGGAGGAGGCGCCGCAGGAGGGACAUCGGCGGAUUGGAGAGAUAAAGAUGCUGACAGAAGCGCCAGACAGCAAAUUGCACGAAUCAUCUUGACGUUGAUAAUGAAGAGUGCGAACCGACCGACGUCAGCGAAUUAUAAUCCUCGAGAGAUCGCAAGGAGACUGGAGCACACGCUGUACAUGGGGGCACCAUCGAAACAAGAGUACAGCAACGUGCAGACGUUGAAGGCGCGACUACAGCAGGCGUUGGAUAAUUCGAGGAGGAGGCAGAUGCAGCAGCAACAGGCGAGGCUACAACAACAGCAGCAGCAGCUUCAAGCGUCGGGGGCAUCUACGGAUCCUGCUCAACAGCAAGCUCAGCUUCUACAGCAGCGGCAACUAGCACUGCUUCAGCGACAACAGCAGCAGCAAAUGGCUGCAGCGCUGCACAAUCAACGGACCAAUUUCCAGGCUGUUCCGUUUCCUGGGGCGUCGACUGCAAUGAACCAGACUGCCAUUAGUCAACCGUUGCAGAUGCCAGUUAACAUGUCACAAAUGGCCGUGAAGACCCCUGCUUCCAUUGCUGCUGUCAGUACAGCUCCAGCCACGACCGCUCCAUCCUCUGCCAACGGAGCUGCGGCAGGCAGCUCAAUUCUUGAUGAGUUGGAACGGGAAGCCGAUGAAAUGGCCAACGGAGUGAAUGAUCAGCCACUGUCCAUGCCGGAAGCGGAGCUGCAAGCUGCUACGACGCCCACAGGAACCGUAAACCCCAGUACUGCCAACUUUGUGAACGUGACGCCCCCCACCGCUUCCCCAACAGUCGUCGGAAGUGCUGGAGCAGGAUCAUUCAACGCAGUUCCAUUGAGUAUGCCGCCUGAGAUCGGUGCUACAGCGUCGUCUGGAGGACUGGUGCAGCCAACCCCUUCUAUGAUCAGCGCUGCUUCAGCGGCUGCGACUGGAACAAACAUGUACCACGGAAUGAACCUGACAGGACCACAGAUCCAGCAGAUCCAGCAGAUUCAGCAGAUGCAGCAGCUCAGACGGAUGCAGCAGCUCCAGCAGCUCCAACAGCAGCAGUUGAACGGGAAAGUCAGCGCUGCUCAACUGCAGACUGGUGCGACUGUGCCUACUAGCGGGGUUUCGACAACUCCGACACCUGCAAACGGCAAUAGUGGGACUCCAGGGAUGAUCCCGAUGAACGAGGUAUCUAUUGCUCAGAAGAGGGAGGAACUUAAACGCCGUCUGAUUCAGCUCAAGCACGCGCGUACAUGCACGACCGGAGAAUGCGCGAUUGACUACUGCAGUCGCACAAAGGCGUUGCUUUCCCACGUGUCGCGAUGUGCCAAUGCUCAGUGUACUACACUGGGCUGCAAGUCGACUCGACAGCUGCUGUCGCAUUUCCGCAAGUGCCGCAAUCUGCAGUGCGAUGUGUGUAGCGCUAUUAGGCCCCCGAUGAACGAGAAUGAGCAGCAGUUGGUGCUUCGACGGCAACAGGAGCGGCUGUGUAUGCUACGUCAUGCCAGUACAUGUGCAGCACAACAGUGUAUCCUUCCCUAUUGCGCUGGUAUGAAGGUUCUGUGGAAACAUAUCUGCGAAUGUCAUCAACGUCAAUGCCGAACGGACCACUGCAUCUCGUCACGCUACGUGCUUUCGCACUUCAAGCAGUGCAACAAGAUGAUUUGUGAGGUAUGCGGCCCUGUGCGCAAGGCUAUCAAGGUGGUGGAUUCGUGCCGAGGAAAUCCGACGCAGCUCCAGUUAGCAGCUAGCCAAUGUCCGGAAGGUGUGCGUGGCCUGAUCAAAAUUAUGAACACGACUACUGCUACGGGUGUAGCAGGCUCGGCUUCUGCGCAGGCAGCGGCUGGGAAUGAGGCGCAGCCAGGAGUAAAGACCGAAGGAGCGUCUGCUGCUGCUAAUGCGUCCAGCGGUGCAGCUAACCAGGCUAAGUCUAAGGAGUCGAGUGUGCUUGAGGAGAUGAAGAAGAAACCUCUGAAACUUCAAACUGAGAAGGAGAAAAAGCUGCGACGCAAGGAACAGGCGAAGAUCGCGAAGGCUCGUGCUCAGGCAAAAGCAGCAGCUGCGGCAGCGGCAGCGCUUACAGGACCUGUUACUGCAGUGACAGGAGCAGUUCAACCGGUCAUGCACAACGGUCUCGUAGUGCGUGGCACCCAGGCGGAGCUGCGUGGCGAUCACGUGUCGCAUCAAGACAUUUCGUUCCUCGACUCGAUGACGGAAGGCCAACUGGAUGAACACAUUCGCUCGCUCCGGUUCAAUUUCUGUGGCCAUAUUACGAUCACCGAGCUGAAGAACAGGCUGAUGCCGCUGCUGCAGAAGCUGAUGGAUAGCGAGUAUGGCUGGACGUUCAAUAAUCCUGUGGAUCCUGUGCAGUGGAACAUCCCCGACUACUUCGAUAUCAUCAAGUGUCCCAUGGAUCUCGGUACAAUCAAGAAGCGACUCGAAGCCGAGCACUACAACAGCGUGGAAGCGUUUGCCGGUGAUGUACGACUGGUCUUUGAGAACUGCAUCGCCUACAACAGCAGCACAAACAAGUUCAACAUCGCCGCAAAGCAGCUGCUGGCCUCGUUUAACAAGUCGUUGGGGUCAUUAAAGAAUCAGCUGGAGAAGCAGCUCUUCAAGCGCUGCGAGCAACGUCGCGAGGAGAUGUGUCAGUUGUGUGGUGGAGACUCAUUCAAGUUCGCGCCCUGUAUGCUCUUCUGUAGUGGCCCGUGCGCUGGGCGCAUUCGGAGACACACGCAUUACUACAGUGAUCCUCGUGGAGAGCACCAUUGGUGCUCAAGUUGCUACAAGCAGAUGAAGGAUGGCCCGAUCGAUCUGUCACUCUUGCCUCAGCUGUCCAGCGCGGCGACGGAAGUGGCUCCUCCUCCUGGAGCGAUCCCAUUCGACGGCGUGUUGAAGAAAUCGUCACUAGUGAAGCGCAAGAAUAGCGAGGUGGCCGAAGAACCGUGGGUGGAGUGUGACUCGUGCAAGUUGUGGUACCACCAGAUUUGUGCGCUGUUCAAUGAGCGCAACCACGCGAUUUCGGGCGAGCAGGAGCCGUUCGUGUGUCCGAUUUGCGUCAAGAAGCAGCGUGCUGCGGGCGUGAAGCCGUCGAUGGACAACGGACUGAAGGCCAAACGACUACCGAUCACACGGAUGGCGAAGCUGAUCGAGACGCGUGUGAUGGAGGCCAUUGAACAGGCAGGCAAAGACGAGGCUGUGCGUAUGGGCAACAUGGGCAAUUCGGACAGCAUCGGCUUCUCGAACGGCGUCAAGGAGUCUAGAUCUGACACGCAGUAUGGGAUCACGAUCCGUGAGGUGCUCAGUAUUGAUAAACAAGUCCAGGUUAAGCCGAGAAUGGGCAAGUUGUUGGCAGCGAAGUAUGAGAAGGUCAAGAAGGGUGACAGCAGUGGAGCUACAGGCCAGACGAAGUCAUUGAAGCGACCGAGAGCUGCGUCUCCUGCGGACAAGAAGGCAACGUCUGCAUCAGCAUCGCUGUCACUGCAGCUAACGUAUCGCUCACGGUGUAUCUGUGUCUUCCAAGAGUUGGAUGGCGUGGAUGUCCUCAUCUUCACGCUGUAUGUACAGGAGUACGGUCCUGACGCUCUAUCGCCCAACGCUGGGCGUGUGUACGUGUCGUAUCUGGACUCGGUAAAUUACUUCCAACCCAAGAAGCUGCGUACGUUGAUGCACCAGCAAGUGAUGCUUGGCUUCCUCGAGGACUGCAAGAACCGCGGCUUCCACACGUGCCACAUCUGGUCCUGUCCGCCGUUGAAAGGUGACGACUACAUCUUCUUCUGCAAACCAGAGAACCAGAAGAUCCCCAAGUCGGCGCGACUACGUCAGUGGUACCAGAAGCUGCUGCAGCAGGCCAAACAUGACGGACUUGUGGUCAACAUCUCGAAUUUGUAUGCUGAAUACUACAUGAAGAAGAAAGCAGCGCAUGAGCUCCCGUACUUCGAAGGAGAUUAUUGGCCCCGACUAGCUGAAGAUCUGAUCAAGCAGCUGGAAGAGAAAGACCAUGGUAACCGAGCCAAAGCCGGUGCUCCCGAUGGCGCAGCAGCAAGUUCUAGUGGCGCGAAUACGCCUGCGAAUGGCUCCAAGACUCCGAUCUCUCGCUCCCCGUCGCCUGGUGAGAGCAACAAUGAAAAUGAUGCGGUUGAUACGGACACUAAGACUGUAGCGUCCAAAGGAGCGAUGACGCCGAACGCUAAGAGUAAGAGCAAGCGCAGCAAGAAGAGUACAGCCACGGAACCGUCGGUGACACGGAGCAGCGCGUCGAAAGCGCGUUCGAAGAAAAGUGAGAAGUCGUCGCGCACAACCAGCAGCUCGAAGAAUGUGAUCAACAACGACCCGCUCAUGCAGAAGCUGAAGGGCAUUCUGGAGCCUCAGAAGGAAGACUUCUUCGUCGUGGACUUGUACCCGAAGUGCCACAAGUGUGCAGUUCCUAUCGUACAAGAAGUUUACUGGGAGCUCAAGACGAUCCCGCCACCUGCUUCGGUUAAUAAUCUACUGGAGGCUGCCAAGAAGACCCGGUCGUCGUCGUCCAGCUCUCGCAACUCGCCGCCGCGUCACUAUCAUUACUUCUACUGCAAGUCGUGCUACGAGACCAACAAGACGCAAUUGCUGCAUCGUGUGGAGGUGUCUGGGAACUGUGCGAAGCGUGCCAAGGAGUUGAGCGAGCGUAUUUUACCACUCAACGAGAAGGCCGCGGCUGCAGAACUUGCUGAGCUGGAUCUGCAAGAGAUCAAGUUCGAAGCAGUCUUGAAGUUUGUCGAUCCGACAGAAGACGUGGAAGACGAGACGCAGGUGAAGCAGGAAGGCACUAAGUCGGAAAAGAAGGAAGAAGAGGUGAAGAAGGAGGAAGAGCCUGAGAACAAGACGACGGAGAACGGCGAAGCAGAAGCGACUGGCUCGAGCUCAAAAGAAGCUGGUGACACUGGAAGCAAGACUGAUGAGGCGGCAAUUGCUGACAAGCCAACGUCUGAGGAGAAUAAAGAGAGUGACGGGAAGGCUGAGCAGACGGAGACGAAGGCGGAGACUGGUGUCGUGCAGAAGAAGGUGAAGCGAGUGAUUGGAGAUGAUCUAGAUGACGUGAUCAUGCCGUGCGAGAUCUUCGAUACCCGUGAGGCCUUCUUGCUGUAUUGCCAGAACAACCACUGCCAGUUCGACCAGAUCCGACGCGCCAAGCACUCGUCCAUGAUGGUGUUGUAUCACUUGUUCAACCAGGGCACCACUGGCUUCACGUUCAGCUGCUCGAACUGCAAGACGACGUUGCUCAGUGGGAACCGCUGGAACUGCUCCAUCUGUCCCGUAUUCAAUCUCUGCGACGCGUGCCAUGCCAAGACGAAGCACGAGCACCAGCUUCACUUGUUCAAGGUGGUGCCUAUCCCCAGACCAGGUAACGAGGUCUCCAACGAGACUGUAAGCACCAAGGUCAAGGGUGUCGUAUCCAAGGCUGGAGGCGCGUCAGGGCGUGCCAUUAAGCGCGAAGCAGGCAGCUCGGAUCUCAAGCGCGCAAAGCACGCCAAGGACGCUGGAAAGAAGAGUGCUGGCUCUCGUAAGCGUAAGCUGCCGCAGGGUUCUCCAGUCGCGACGCCGACAGCUGUGAAGCCGGAGGCGCCGACGCCGGCGGACGGCACGGCUCCAACGCCGACUACCGCUGCACCUGCUUCAGCUCCGACGGCUAAUGGCUCCAAUGGCAACGCAACGGACGGUGAUGCAGCUAAGAAGCGACGGAUCCACAACAUCGACCCGCAGCUCUUGCUUCAGCUGGAACACGCGAGCAGUUGUACGGUGCCGGACUGCACGUUCUUCAACUGCAACCGCAUGCAAGCGAUGCUCAAGCACGGCGCGAUCUGCGAGCAGCGAUUGGCUGGACCCUGUGUGCUGUGUAAGCGUAUCAUCGGUCUUCUAUCGGCACAUGCUCGACAGUGUACCAAGGACUACGCGACGUGCAAAGUUCCUCGCUGCGCGGACAUCCGCCGCCAUUUCCUGGCGCAGGUUCAGGCUCGACAGCAGCAACUCCAACGCGCACGACAAGCUAACAAUGGCGCUGCUGGUACGGAUGGUACAGCUACAGCUAGCGCCGCUGCGACUCCUGCAGCUGAGGAGAAGGAUACAGCGGCGUAG
Molecule: messenger RNA, 6345 nt
Organism: Phytophthora nicotianae INRA-310
Lineage: Eukaryota; Oomycota; Peronosporomycetes; Peronosporales; Peronosporaceae
Exons: 3
Coding region: 1-6345 (2114 amino acids)
Biological process (GO): positive regulation of transcription by RNA polymerase II
Cellular component (GO): transcription regulator complex; histone acetyltransferase complex
Molecular function (GO): chromatin DNA binding; transcription coactivator activity; zinc ion binding
Source: RefSeq, a predicted model, not a curated record